AUGGCAUGGGAGUUUUCAGGCGAGAUAAUAUCAUUUUUCGCGAAUAGGCUGGAAGUCAACGGCGCCGGGUCAUCUUCAACAGUCGUUGGGGCCUCGGCGACGAUAUCUUGCCUUCGCACAAACAUCUUUGCCUUGCUGGCUCGGUUGCGACUGACGUGCAUGGCAAUCUCCAAUGGCCCAGUUUUGGCCAAGGCUCUCUCAGCUCUCCACCAGCAACAGCUCCGGCUCCGAAGUAUGGUUCCCCGGCACCUCUUCGUCGAAUCCCGCAUUGCGCUAUCAUCCCUGUGCACUAGGGUCGGCCUGCUUCUCAAAGCCCCGACCUCUUACGAAUAG
Messenger RNA from Colletotrichum abscissum, 333 nucleotides. RefSeq lists its product as uncharacterized. The record is from RefSeq and is a predicted model, not a curated record. Bases 1 to 333 code for a protein of 110 amino acids. The transcript has a single exon. NCBI's taxonomy places the organism in Eukaryota, Fungi, Ascomycota, Sordariomycetes, Glomerellales, Glomerellaceae.